Etheostoma spectabile (orangethroat darter) is the source of this 2778-nucleotide messenger RNA. It is a transcript of the gene rp2, whose product is annotated as RP2 activator of ARL3 GTPase. Gene Ontology annotation, molecular function: GTPase activator activity. Gene Ontology annotation, cellular component: cilium; periciliary membrane compartment. Bases 144 to 1259 code for a protein of 371 amino acids. The transcript has 5 exons. NCBI's taxonomy places the organism in Eukaryota, Metazoa, Chordata, Actinopteri, Perciformes, Percidae. The record is from RefSeq and is a predicted model, not a curated record. Gene Ontology annotation, biological process: post-Golgi vesicle-mediated transport.
AAACAGGAAGCCCAAAAAAAUCUUGUCAACUCAAGAGUGUACGUAAGCCUCGGCUGACUGCCGCUGCCUCACAGUUUAUCGUGGUCGCCUAACUAACGUUACGGUUAGAAACUCGUCUUAUCUGGUCGCCACUGAAAGACCAAAUGGGGUGCUUCUUUUCGAAAAAAUCCAAAAGAAAGUCCUCCGAAAAAGAUGACCGCACACCGACAACAACGACUGUCGAAACGACGACAAGCAACGCGGUUCCCCUUGGCAACAACACCGACGAGGCACCGAAGCAAUACAGCUGGGAUAAGAGAGAAAAGGUGGAUCCAAAGGACUACAUGCUGUCAGGGCUCAAAGAUGUCACGGUGGGCCGUCUGCCCGGCAAACUGAACGGGCAACAGUUCGUCAUCCAGGAGUGCGAGAAUUGCAACAUCUACGUGUUCGACCACUCGGCAACUAUCACUAUCGAUGACUGUGUCAAUUGCCGCAUUGUUCUAGGACCUAUCAAGGGCAGUGUGUUUUUCAGGGACUGUAAAGACAUCAAGUGCGUGGUGGCCUGUCAGCAGUUUCGCACCCGAGACUGUAAAAAGAUGGAGGUGUUCUUGUGCUGUGCCACUCAGCCCAUCAUUGAGUCAUCUACGGGUAUGAAGUUUGGCUGCUUUCAGUACUUCUACCCCGAGCUGGCCUUCCACUUCAAAGAUGCCGGGCUCAGCAUAUUCAACAACAACUGGAGCAACAUCCACGACUUCACGCCGGUGUCCGGAGAGAACAACUGGAGCUUGUUGCCAGAGACUUCAUCGGUUCUGGAUCAUAUACCGAUCCCAGACCCUGAGUCUGAAUUCAAAUCUGUUCGAAUCUCCACUGACCCCCAACGCAGCAUUGUGCCUUUGACAAAGGGAGGCAGGCGUAAGGACAGUGAAGAGUCCUGCCUCUUUGUUUUCUUCUCAGGAGAAUACACCACUGCAAAUGCCCGCAAACUGAUCGAUGAGGCCACUGCUAAAGGUUUUGUGCUGAUCCAGACAAAAGAAGUGUCAAUGCGACCUGAAGAUGUGAAGAGAGUGUUUCAGAACAGUGCAGAGGAUCUUGUGGAGUGGAUCACCAAAGGUCCUGUCAUCGCCCUCGAGCUGAGCGGGGACGGAGUUGUAGCCGGCUGCAAGAACAUCGCUAAUGAAGUGUUCAGUGGAACCAAGGUCUUUGUCUCUGAUAACAAAAAUACAUCCUCUCAAGAUGUGGACAGCUUCUUCAAUUUUGCUGACAUGCAGAUGGGCUUGUAAAUGAUCAAGUAUCAAAACAAACUGCUCAUCAGACAUGGAAUCUGAUCUUUAAAACCCCCCCGCCAUCCAGUUGGGGAUGAGUAUGAGUAGCUUUUGGUUAUUGGCCUUUGUUCGUCCCCAAUCAUAGAAUCGCAAUGGAAAAUAUUAAGGACUUGAGUUUUAUAAAGCUUUGGAUAAAACAAUUCAGUUCCUCAACCAAAAUCUGUCCCCUUAUCAUCUAAAAUCAUUAGCUGUAACUCAGUAGUUGCGAUAGUACUGUGAAUAUUUAUAUUUAUAUGAAUGUAUUCUGUUGCUUUUAUCGAAUGUAGCUCUUUGCUGUAUAUGUAAGUUGAUUCAAUUUAAAGCUUUGUUUUUCUUGGUGGAAAAACCCAUGUGCACACGAAUGCCUGAAGGGAAUUAUUGUAUAUAUAUAUAAAUCAUAUUCUUAUUUCUUGUAUAUGUGGAUUAGAUAAUGGAUUUGUUUAAAAAGUGUAUAUUUGAAAUAUGCUGUGUAGGUGUAACUACAUCUUUAAUAAUAUCUGUUAGGCCAAAGUUUGUAUCUUACUGUUGCAGAUGAGCUGACCUGUCAACACUUGUGAAAUUGCUGUUUUUUUUUCAUGUAGGCAUCUCAUGUGAUCAUCGUUUCUAUUUUGUAAUAUUUGUUUUAUACUCUACUGAAUGUUUUUGUACGGACACAAAUUAAUGUUCUUUAUCAUUUUUUAGUAAAAGUUUAUGUGUGACUUCAUUUUGUUAUAAGGCUUUUGACACCAUUAUAGGGUUAUACCCGUCAUAGAGUGACACUUGAGCCAAUGGUAACAACAGGAUGAAACCACAGUGUGGUAAAGAAUCCGUCCUCCUGAGUUAGUGAAGUUCCUCUAGUCACUAUGAACUGCACACCGCUUGCUUUUAAGGUUGUCAUUUACAAUAAAAGAUAUGAAGAAAUGUCAAGGUUAACUUUUUUUUUUAACCCAGCCAGCCUGUUAUUUAUUUGUAAAGAGCUACCAAAGUUCAACUUGAGAUAGCUAUUUGAAAUGUUAAACAAGCUGUAAAUGGAAAUACUCCUGAAUGACUGCAUGUACUUCAUGGUGAGCUGGUAGAAAAAAAAAAAAGUUAUUUUCCUUGGUGUUGUUACAGAAGCACAUUGCAUAGUUAUUAGAGAUUGGUUCAUUUUUGAGGUGAAAACAUGAAUUCCCGCAUUUUUCUGAAUCAUGUGAGUUCAUUGUGCUGCCUUCCUUAGUGAUACACAUUUAGCAGCUCUCACUUCAGCUAUUUGACUUUCACCUACUUAAACUGCAUCUUCAUUUUUAUCAUUUGGUUUGCUAUUGAUUGUACCAGUCGAUGGCUAUAACAGCUUCACUCAGUCUGUGUUGGGACAUAUCAAUUAUUAAUUAAUCAGUAAUAACAUGCAACACAUUGCAAUUUUAGUUAAAGAUACAUUUUGCCUGAUAUGUAUCAAAUUGUUCUCUACAGUUGCCUUUAAGGGAAUAUACAUUGGGAUUUAUUGUGAUGUACUUUGUAUUUAUAAACAUUUUGUACUUCA